Messenger RNA from Nannospalax galili (Upper Galilee mountains blind mole rat), 1828 nucleotides. RefSeq names its product proline-serine-threonine phosphatase interacting protein 1 (gene Pstpip1). Gene Ontology annotation, molecular function: actin filament binding. Lineage: Eukaryota; Metazoa; Chordata; Mammalia; Rodentia; Spalacidae. The coding region runs from base 418 to 1668 and encodes 416 amino acids. Gene Ontology annotation, cellular component: actin filament; plasma membrane; cytoplasm. The transcript has 15 exons. Gene Ontology annotation, biological process: actin filament polymerization. The record is from RefSeq and is a predicted model, not a curated record.
AAAUCUUCCUGUCCUGGCCUCAGACUGCCUGCCUGCUUGGCCUGUGCACAGCCUGCCUCUCUCCCAGUCCUGUCUGCCACCCGGGCUGCCUGCCCUGGGUCUCAGCCUGUGUCCUCCAUCUCUAGGGCUGGCGAGGGACUGGGCCGGACACCGUGGCCCACCCUCUCAUCACUGGGCAAGGCUCCUUCCUCAUUUUGCUGCUGAUUCUAGCCCCAAACAAAACAGGUUAAGCCUUUUUCCUCCCUCCAGCAGUUGUCUCUGGCUUGUGGCUGCCUUCUGAGUGCAGACGGCGCCGGCUGCGAGGGGGGGUGCCUGGGCCAGCUGUGCUGGGACUGGGACGGUGCUCUUGGCUCCUGGCCCAUGUUCAGCCCUGCCUGAGGCAGGAGCACUUGCAUUUGCCACGGCAGACGCCUGAGGAUGAUGCCCCAGCUGCAGUUCCGAGAUGCUUUCUGGUGCAGGGAUUUUACAGCCCACACGGGCUACGAGGUGCUGCUGCAGCGGCUACUGGAUGGCAGGAAGAUGUGCAAAGAUGUGGAGGAGCUGCUCAGGCAGAGGGCCCAGGCCGAGGAGAGGUAUGGGAAGGAGCUGGUGCAGAUUGCGAGGAAGGCCGGUGGCCAGACAGAGAUCAAUUCCCUGAGGACCUCCUUUGACUCCCUGAAGCAGCAAAUGGAGAAUGUGGGCAGUGCACACAUUCAGCUGGCCCUGGCCCUGCGUGAGGAGCUGCGGAGCCUGGAGGAGUUCCGUGAGAGACAGAAGGAACAGCGGAAGAAGUAUGAGGCUGUCAUGGACCGUGUCCAGAAGAGCAAGCUGUCACUCUACAAGAAGGCCAUGGAGUCCAAGAAGACAUACGACCAGAAGUGCCGGGAUGCGGAUGAUGCCGAGCAGGCCUUUGAGCGUGUUAGUGUCAAUGGCCACCAGAAGCAAGUAGAGAAGAGCCAGAACAAAGCCAAGCAGUGCAAGGACUCAGCCACAGAGGCAGAGCGAGUGUACAAGCAAACCAUUGAGCAGCUGGAGAAAGCUCGGAAUGAAUGGGAGCAGGAGCACCGGACCACCUGUGAGGCCUUUCAGCUACAGGAGUUUGACCGGCUGACCAUCCUCCGCAAUGCCCUGUGGGUGCACUGCAACCAGCUCUCCAUGCAGUGUGUCAAGGAUGAUGAGCUCUAUGAGGAAGUACGGCUGACCCUUGAAGGUUGCAGUGUGGACAGUGACAUCAGUGGUUUCAUUCAGGCCAAGAGCACAGGCACUGAGCCCCCAGCUCCGGUGCCUUAUCAGAACUAUUAUGACCGAGAGGUCACUCCAUUGGCCGGAAGCCCUGGUGUCCAGCCAUCCUGCGGCAUGAUAAAGAGGUUCUCCGGGCUGCUGCAUGGGAGUCCCAAGACCAUAUCCUAUCAAGCUCCUGCUGCAUCCACAGAGACUCUGGCCCCAACUCCUGAGCCGAAUGAGCUUGUCUAUGCAGCCAUCAAUGUCCAAGGGACACAGGGCAACCUUGUCUCACCAGCCCAGGACUACCGGGCGCUCUACGACUACACGGCACAGAAUUCCGAUGAGCUGGACAUUUCUGCGGGAGAUGUCCUGGUGGUCAUCCAGGAAGGGGAGGAUGGCUGGUGGACAGUGGAACAGAAUGGACAGCGUGGCUUCGUCCCUGGAUCCUACCUGGAGAAGCUCUGAGGAAGGAGCGGCCGUCCCCACACAGGCCUGUCCUGCCUGUGCAGCCAAGACUGUUCCCACCACUGCCCAGGCCUUGUGGGGUCAGUACCAAGCCUGGCCCUCCUGGGGAUGGAACAGGUGCUGGCUGCUCCCUGAGGAGUUUCUCCCAGAAGGAAUAAAG